Penicillium diatomitis is the source of this 429-nucleotide messenger RNA. RefSeq lists its product as uncharacterized. Bases 1 to 429 code for a protein of 142 amino acids. The transcript is spliced from 2 exons. NCBI's taxonomy places the organism in Eukaryota, Fungi, Ascomycota, Eurotiomycetes, Eurotiales, Aspergillaceae. The record is from RefSeq and is a predicted model, not a curated record.
AUGGGGUCGGUGACACCGGGGGUGUGGGUUCACGUCUCGACGCGCUUUCCCCCUCGGGGGUUGGUCGUCGCGGCCUCUGAAGCCCUGGGAUCCUGGGAUCCCCGGCAAUGCCGAAGCCUGUGGACUCUUGGCCGUUGGCCAGCAGACCCGUCCUUUGGUAGCAUCCUGGGGGAAGCCGCCCUGCGUCAUACGCCGUUCGCCGGCGUCUCGCGGGGGUCGGGCCCCCCUUCCGAGGGCCGUAUGCCGCAGCCCGUCCCUGCCCGUGUGGGCGGUGGCCGGAAUCUCUGCGUGCGGACCGGCGCUGAGGAGCCUAGAGGGGGCAAUUGGAUGGCCGCUCGCGCUUCCCCGGUACGCUGGGGGCAGUCGCGCCGGUCGGACGCCUUCGUGCGUCCCAACCCUUUAACAAAACUCCGCCCCUCCGGGGGCUAG